This is a messenger RNA of Nylanderia fulva, 1728 nucleotides long. The record is from RefSeq and is a predicted model, not a curated record. Lineage: Eukaryota; Metazoa; Arthropoda; Insecta; Hymenoptera; Formicidae.
AUGUCGCAAUUGAACAAAGACCAGAAAAGAGUCUUUGAUGGAGUAUGCCAAGUUUUACAAGAUAAGAAUCAGAUUCUGCGACUGUACGUAAGUGGCGAGGGUGGUACAGGGAAAAGUUUUCUAAUUGAAACGAUUAAACAUUGGAUCAGAAUAAAUUUGGAAAAAACGACUGCCAUAUCUGCUCCCACGGGUAUCGCAGCAUUGAAUAUCGAUGGCUUGACAAUCCAUAGAAUGUUUCAACUACCGGUUAGUCAUGAAUCUACACCAAAAUAUACGCAAUUGUCAGACAUGGUCUUGAAAAUUUUGAGAGACAAAUUAAAAAAUGUUAUUCUUUUCGUAAUUGAUGAAGUGUCAAUGAUAUCUAAUUUGACUUUAUAUAUUCAUCUUCGAUUGUCUGAGAUAUUUGAUACUAGUGAUUGCGAUGAUGGUUGGUUUGGUCGAAAGCAUAUUCUUUUAUUCGGAGACUUGCUUCAAUUGCCUCCUGUACGCGAAGAUCUUAUCUUUACACAUUUAUCCGAUCAAAAAAUUGCUAAUUAUCUUGGUUCUUUAAAUGCUGUUAAUUUAUGGAUUACAUUAUUUGAAUAUAAUGAAUUAAUAAUCAAUAUGCGUCAGCAAGGAGAUAAUUCAUACCGUGAAUUAUUGUCGCGAAUUCGUAUUGGUUUAGUGACAAAAUCUGAUUGUAAAAUUCUAGAGAGUAGAAAAAUAUCUUUCAAAGCUGAUUCUUUCGAAUCUAGAUUAAAUGAAUUAUGUGAUUUUAUUAACAGUUUAUCAUCGGACACUGUUUGUUUAUUUCCUACUUGUAAUAUGUGUGAUGUCCUUAAUAAUGCAAUGUUAAGUCGCAUUACUUCCAAAGAAAUAUUAUUAAUUGCUGAAGAUACGAUUGAUUGUACAUCAUAUGUAAAAAAGAAAGUAUUAAAAGUAUUGUCAAAUAACGAUGAUGAUAGUUCUCGAACAGCUAGACUUUCAAAACAAAUUACAAUUAAAAUUGGAGCAAAAGUUAUGAUUCGGCGUAACAUCGAUGCCAGUUUGGGUCUUGUAAACGGUACAAUUGCUAAAGUAAUUUCAAUUGUACGAGAAACAUCUACUGAUGACGUAGAAAAGAUUAAACUUCUUUUACCAUCAGGUUUAGAAUAUGAAAUUGAAAGAGUAACGGCUAAAUUUCAGGUAUUGGAUAGAGCGUAUGUGAUUCGGAAACAAUUUCCAUUAUCUUUAAGUUAUGGCAUCACUAUUCAUAAAAGCCAAGGAUUAAGUUUGCAAAGUGUUGUUAUGGAUAUUGGCAACUCUGUAUUUAGUUGUGGUCAAAUUUAUGUUGCCUUGUCGCGAGUAACAUCUCUAGAAGGAGUGCAUUUAAUAAACUUUGAUCCUUCAGCAGUAGCUAACAAAAAAGUUAUUAUUGAAUAUAAUCGUUUAAAACAGAUAUACAAUCCGAAAGCAGAAAUGAUUGCUGUGUCAAAAGAACGUUGUCCACAAGAUGGUAAAUUAAUAAAAGCAGAAAACAAAUUUAAUUUAUGUGCUGUUCCAACAACUAAAGUAUUAAUAGCGGGACAAUUGUACAAGACGAUGAGUGCUAUACUUUAUGAUAGUUCGUGCACCGAUGAAGGUCAUUAUAACCACGAGGUUUUGAAACUCAAUCUUUCUAGGCAGUUAGUCUCUAAAUCAUCCAUUACGAUAUCCGCUAAUAUGGGUGAGAGCGGAGACCCCAUAGGACUGCCAAAAAUCUGUUCAUAA